UAAAAUAAUUUGGCCCUAUAAUUUCAUAUCCACAGCAGCGCACAGUUUCUCCCUUUUCCUCCUCCCCUCAUUUUUUACUUUUUCCUACUUUUUUCUUCAUUCUCCUGCUUCAUCUUCCUUCUUCGUUCUCGUGAUGCUCGGCCAAGGUGACUGGUAAGGUUCCUGUAGAUUUUCAAUGUUGCACUGCUGUCUCCUCUCUCCGCCCUGCCCGCCCCCCCUUCUUAAUCCUAAAGAUAGCCCCCGAACCACCGCCACCGCCACCGCCACCGCCGCCGCCGCCGCCCGUUAUCCCCUAACAGUAAAACAUGAAAUUGAUAAUUCCCCUACCAGAACCUACUCCAAUUUGGUCGACACACUUCGCAUCCAGACCACCUCCAACUGCUUCUUGGAAGCCAUUUCUACCUAUGUGCACAUGCUGGCCUCCGGCUUCUUGCCCGAUAACUUCGCUUUUCCUGCUGCUCUGAAGGCCGCCACUUCCCUUCGAGACCUUUCAUUGGGACAACAGAUUCACGGCUCUGUCGUUAAACUCGGGUAUGAUUUACAUUCCGUCACCACUGCCAAUUCGCUUCUGCACCUGUACGGCCUAUGUGAGGACGAUAUCCGCCAGGUAUUCAAGGUGUUCGAUAGAAUUCCCAACAAGGACCAAGUUUCUUGGAACUCCUUGAUUAAUGCUUUGUGCAAACAUGAGGAAUGGGAGUUGGCUUUGGAGGCUUUUCUUAUGAUGGGAAUCGAGAGGAUCGAGCCCAGCUCAUUCACUUUGGUUAGCGUAGCUCUUGCUUGCAGUAACUUGAAUAGGCGUGAUGGAUUAAGGCUUGGAAAGCAAGUUCACGGGUACAUUCUGAAAGCUGACGACAGAAAGACCUUCACACAUAAUUCUCUAAUGGCGAUGUAUGCAAAGUUAGGGAGAAUUGAUUACUCUGAGGUUGUAUUCGAGACAUUCCCCCACCGCGACAUGGUUUCUUGGAACGCAAUCAUUAGUGCCUUUGCUCAAAACGACAAGUUCCACAAAGCAUUGGAGUAUUUCGGUUUGAUGAAAGGCCAAGGAUUUGAACCCGACAGCAUUACAAUUUCCAGUGUUCUUCCAGCAUGUUCCCAGCUGGAGUUAUUAGGCCCUGGAAAAGAAAUACAUGCUUUUGUAUUUAGAAACAAGGAUUUGAUCGUGAAUUCCUUUGUAGCCAGUGCUUUGGUGGAUAUGUAUUGUAACUGUAAACAAGUUGCGUCCGGGCGCAAGGUUUUUGACAUGGCUGUGGAUCGGAAACUUGCAAUCUGGAAUGCGAUGAUUGCUGGUUAUACUCAGAAUGGGUUUUAUAAGGAGGCCUUGAUGCUAUUCAUGAAUUUGUUGGUUGCCUCUGGUCUUUUUCCUAAUCCUACCACAAUGUCGAGUGUUUUGCCGGCAUGUGUGCACUGCGAAGCUUUUGCCGACAAAAGGUCUAUCCACGGCUAUGUUUUGAAGUUAGGACUUGGGAGGGAUAGGUACGUGCAAAACGCAUUGAUGGAUUUGUACUCUAGGAUAGGAAAGAUCGAUAGCUCCGUAUACAUAUUUCGUAAUAUGGAGAGUAGAGAUAUUGUAUCUUGGAACACGAUGAUAACCGGGUGCGUGAUUUGUGGAUGGCAUGAAGAUGCUUUGAUUUUGCUGAAGGAGAUGCAAGUAAACAAUGAUCUUAGUACUGAUACUGAUAUCAUCGGGGCCUCGUGCAGACCUAACUCAGUAACGCUGAUGACGAUCCUGCCCGGCUGCGCUGCCCUAACAGCUCUUACAAAAGGACAAGAGAUUCACGCUUACGCCGUAAAGAAUGCCCUGGAAUCCGACGUUGGUGUUGGCAGUGCAUUAGUCGAUAUGUACGCCAAAUGUGGCUCCUUAAAAACAGCCAGACGAGUAUUUGAAAGCAUGCCUACAAGAAAUGUGAUAACAUGGAAUGUAAUCAUCAUGGCCUACGGGAUGCACGGGGAAGCAGAGGAAGCCAUGGCACUGUUCAGAAGAAUGGUUGGAGAUGUGAAGCCGAAUGAGGUUACAUUCAUUGCAGUUUUCGCAGCGUGCAGCCAUUCUGGAAUGGUUGAAGAAGGUCAGAAGCUGUUCCAAACCAUGAAAGAUGUCUACGGCAUAGAACCAAAUAGCGAUCACUACGCCUGUGUUGUCGACUUGCUCGGACGAGCAGGUCGGCUCGAUGAAGCACACAAAACAGUCGAUUCGAUGCCCUCUGGAUUGGAUAAAACAGGGGCAUGGAGUAGCUUACUCGGCGCCUGCAAGAUCCAUCAAAAUGUGGAACUGGGAGAGAAGUCAGCUCAUAAUCUGCUGCAAUUAGAGCCAAAAGUUGCCAGUCACUACGUACUGUUAUCGAACAUCUAUGCUUCUGCUGGGCUAUGGAAGAAGGCCAGCGAAGCUCGGAGAAGAAUGAAGGAGAUGGAGGUGAGGAAGGAGCCGGGGAAGAGUUGGAUUGCUGUGGGGGAUGAGGUGCACAGGUUUGUGGCUGGGGACACGUGGCAUCCCCAGAGCGAGAGGGUUUAUGGGUUCUUGAGGGAUUUGUUGAGGAGGAUGAAGGAGGAGGGGUACGUGGCAGACACGUCCUGUGUGCUGCAUGAUGUGGGGGAGGGGGAGGAGGAUGAGAAGGAGAAGGAGAAUUUGUUGUGUGGGCAUAGCGAGCGGCUGGCAAUUGCAUUUGGGCUUCUUAAUACAGCGCCGGGGAAGACGAUUAGAGUGGGGAAGAAUCUGAGGAUUUGUAAUGACUGCCAUUCUGCUACGAAAUUCAUAUCGAAGGUGAUGGAGAGGGAGAUUGUGGUGAGGGACGUUAGGAGAUUUCAUCAUUUUAAGGACGGGGUGUGUUCUUGUGGGGACUAUUGGUGACCUCACCCAUAUGUUUCUAACCUUUAUAAAAAUAUUUUUAUAUUUA
Messenger RNA from Andrographis paniculata, 2888 nucleotides. RefSeq names its product pentatricopeptide repeat-containing protein At3g57430, chloroplastic. Gene Ontology annotation, molecular function: zinc ion binding; RNA binding; protein binding. Bases 176 to 2842 code for a protein of 888 amino acids. Gene Ontology annotation, biological process: RNA modification. The record is from RefSeq and is a predicted model, not a curated record. The transcript has a single exon. NCBI's taxonomy places the organism in Eukaryota, Viridiplantae, Streptophyta, Magnoliopsida, Lamiales, Acanthaceae.